Molecule: messenger RNA, 1538 nt
Organism: Spodoptera litura
Lineage: Eukaryota; Metazoa; Arthropoda; Insecta; Lepidoptera; Noctuidae
Product: larval cuticle protein A2B-like
Cellular component (GO): extracellular matrix
Source: RefSeq, a predicted model, not a curated record
AUUGAUAUCUGUAUCAGUAACUACACUUCAAAAUGGUGUCCAAGGUUAUCGUUAUCCUCUCCCUCGCCGUGGCGGCUUACGCCGUGCCCCUUGUUCCCGUCAGCAAGGUGGUGUACGCCGAGCCUGAAGCGCCUGCUCACUACGACUUCUCAUACUCCGUGCACGAUGACCACAGCGGUGACGUGAAGCAGCAGCAGGAGGCCCGUCAAGGCGACGCCGUGCACGGCUCGUACUCUCUCGUGCAGCCCGACGGUGUGCACCGCAUCGUCGAGUACACCGCCGACAAGGAGCACGGAUUCAACGCCAACGUACGCUACGAGGGUACCCCCAUCCACGCUGAACCCGCCAAGAUCGCCUACGCCGCCCCCGUAGCCAAGGUCGCCUACGCUGCUCCCGUAGCCAAAAUCGCAUACGCCGCCCCUGUUGCCAAGGUUGCCUACGCUGCCCCCAUCGCGAAGGUUGCCUACGCCGCCCCCGUUGCUCAUUUCCUGACUUUCUCCGCCCUCGUGGCCGCCGCCACCGCUGUGGCCAUCCCCGUGGUGCCCGUCGCAAAGCUGGCAUAUGCUCAGCCCGCAUACGCUCAGCCCGAAGCACCCGCUCACUACGAAUACACAUACUCCGUCCACGACAACCAAAGCGGAGAUGUGAAACAACAACAGGAGUCUCGCUCUGGCGACGCGGUGCACGGCUCAUACUCUCUCGUGCAGCCUGACGGUGUUCACCGUAUCGUCGACUACACCGCCGAUGAAGAGCACGGAUUCAACGCUGUUGUCCGUUAUGAAGGCACCCCCAUCGCUCAAGCUCCUGCCAAGGUCGCCUACGCUGCUCCCGUCGCCUACGCUCACGCCCCUGUCACCAAGGUCGUAGCCGCAGCUCCCGUCGCUAAGGUCACCUAUGCCGCUCCCGUCGCCAAGCUCGCCUAUGCUGCUCCAGUCGCCAAGAUUGCCUACGCUGCUCCCGUAGCGAAGCUCGCAUACGCUGCCCCCGUAGCCAAAGUCGCCUACUCCGCUGCUCCUGCUCAAGUCACCUACGCUCACGCCCCAGCUCAAGUUACCUACGCCCAGGCCCCCGCUGAGGUCACCUACGCUCAUGCUCACUCUCACGCUCCCGCCCAGGUCACCUACUCCCAGGCUCCCGCUCAAAUCUCUUACCAGCACGCCCCAGUGUACGCUGCAGCUCCCGUCGCCAAGGUUGCGUACGCCGCUGCUCCCGUAGCCAAAGUAGCUUACGCUGAAAACCUUGGUCACGUGACCUUCUCCUCCCCUGCCGUAUCUUACCACCACUAAGUCCUAAGAAACUAAAUGUUGUUACUUAUUUAUUUUGUUAAAUACAAGAUAGUCAAUUGAAUUUGCACGUUUUAUUUUUACCAAGGGUCAGUGGGGAAAGAAUUGUAAGAAGGCGUUAAAGCGGCGGCGUAUCCGAUAUCAAAACGUUCUAAACGAAGUUAUAAGGAAGCGUGCGGGUAGUGUCGGGGAAUCAAUUGAAUUAUGUAGCAUUAUGAUGCGAGUGGGUCCGGUUACGCGGCACGUCUGACUCGC